CAUGAUUAUAUCUACCAUGUAUAAUUUCAUUUCUAGAAAAAAAGGUUACUGUGGUCUAUAACAUUUGUGAGAAUGGUUUAUAGGUAAAAUAUUGAAAUAUUUGUUAUUUAAGAAGGAAAAAUAAGGAAAGAAUUGUUAAAGCUGUCAUUGUAUAUUCAGAAAAAUAACGUUUGAUGAAGUGAUUGACAAAUUUGUAUUGGAAAAGUGUGUUAAUACCAUAGAAACGUUAGCAAAAGGAAUUAUUAUUUAAAUAAUUAAAGGAAUAUUAAUUAAACAUAUAGAUAUUCAUAAUGAUUAUAAUGUGAAGAAGUCUACAUUCAUGGAAAUAUGAUGUACAUGAGAACAUGUUUAACCAAUUAAUGAAUAUAUACAUGUAUGUAGGACAUUUAAUUUUCAAAUAGAAAGAGUGCAUUAUUCCAAAAGUAUUAUUUUAUGGUGGAAAAGAUAAACAUUAAAAAGAUAAAGAUAAUAAACAUUCUGUGGAAGAGUUAUGUAAUACAAAAUAUUACAUGAUACUGAAGGAAUUUAUGGCAUAGAAGAAGACAAACUACAAGUGGAUUAUUAUGUGUUAUUAAACAAUCAAUGAUUUAAAAAGGAUAUAUCAUAAAACAAUAUCAAUGAUAUAAAAAGGAUAUAUCAUAAAACAAUAUCAAUGAUAUAAAAAGGAUAUAUCAUAAAACAAUAUCAAUGAUUUAAAAAGGAUAUAUCAUAAAACAAUAUCAAUGAUAUAAAAAGGAUAUAUCAUAAAACAAUAUCAAUGAUAUAAAAAGAGACAUAUCAUAAAAACAAUCUGUACUAUUAAAGGAUUACAAUAUAAAGAGUGGAUUUAUGUAAGCAGAUGACAGGUCAUAUAUUAUAAUGGCAGAAGUUGGUGAGAAUUUAGAGCCAAAUGAGAUAGAGUUACUGACUCCAAAACAGAAUGGUUCAAUGGAUGACGAUCAAGAGAAGAAAAACCCAUCCACUAUACGUGGCAUGUGGAAAAAAGCAUUUAAAACAUUGAAAAGCUCAUCCUCUGUUGAAAAACUUUCAAAGAAGAGUAGUUUUAGUAAAAAGAAACAGAGUUCCAAAGAUGCAGAUGAUGAAGUAGAACAGCUGAGUGGUGGUCCAGUAGAUCCUGUGUACAGUCUCUUGAAAUGUGCCGCUGACCUGCCGCGAUCGGGUGGUAAAUCUCCAUGCCUCUUACAUCAACACUGUAGUGGCCAGCAUACACCUGCGUAUGUCCGCUACCCAAGUGGUGGAGAUAGCAGCGGUAAUACAUCCAAAACAUCUAGUCCAUCCUCCUCCGUAUCGCACAGUCCAAAGACGAGACGAAAGAAGUUAAAUGCUCGCAUGAAAAGCUUUUCACUGGAUACCCCUGAGCCACCCAAACAACUUUUGGGUAUUGAUGAAUCCACAAAGAAGAAAAGCAGUUCAUUCACUAACACUUGCUUUGGAGUAGGAACACAGAGUCCCGAGGAGAAGUUUACUUUCUCAGCAUCAAGUUUACGAAAGAAGUUUGCAUUUGCUAAAGCAAGCUCUCUAGAAAUAGAGGAGAAAAAGAACAGAAGUUUCUCACCCUCGCCAAAAGGUUCACCAAAAUCCCAAAAGAAAGAAAUCAAAAAUUUGUAUGUAGCAUUAUAUAAUUUUAAAGCCAAGGAGAAGGACGAUAUAGAUCUAAGGGCAGGUUGGCGAGUUAAUGUUACAGACAGCUCCAAAAAAGAUUGGUGGAAAGGCAAAACCCAUGGAAGAACAGGAUAUUUUCCAGCAACGUAUGUGAUACCAUUGCAAUUAGAUCAGAGGGUCUUCCAGGUGUUACAGCCUUUAAAUCUCUCAGAUGGCAAUUAUUCUAUAAAGUUUCAUAAAGAUCAGAUUGUAUUACAAAUAGGUGAAGAAGUAGAGGGAAUGAUUUUGGUUCGGGCAGCAAACAACCGCCAGGCAUUAUGUCCGCUUUUAUACCUACAGGAGUUAUGAUAGUGGCUUUUAUUAGAAUAGACUUUUCUUUUUCAAAAUUCUUAUUUUUCGAAAUUUAUGUCAAAAAUACUGUAUUGUUGAUGAUGUAUUGGAAGAUUCAAUACAGCAUGUUAUAAAUGAAACUGAUGGAGAAGUUAUUGUUAUUAAUUAACUGGUUAAUGUUCAUUGUGAUUAUAAUGGCUUGUUUGUUGAAUGAAAAUGUUGAUGUUAAUGUAGGAGAAAAAUGAAACAAGUUGAUAUGUGAACCGUUAUUGAGUUAUAGAUAUUGUUUUGCGAUGUUGAUUUAAAGUGAAUUGGUCUAUAAUGGAAGGCCUGUACGUUAUGCAAUGAUUAAAUUCAUUGCUAGUAUUUAGUAUCAGACAAUAUAACAACAAACCACAAAACAAAAUUGUUGGCAAGUGUGAGAUACCUGAUACGAUAUUACAUAUAUAGCAGAUAAAAAAUAUUUUAGAACAAAAUAUUAUUAUUCAUCAUAUAUAAUGUUCACUCUAAAUCACUUAGAACUAAAGCAACAUUUUUAUUUUCAAGCAAAUUUUUAUAAGAAUAUCCAAAUGAUACAUUUCUGUUGUGUAUUUUUUCCAGUACUUGAAAUACUCAUGAAAAUAAUGUGCCCAUUGUAGACCAAUCCACUUUAAAAUGAAAGUUAACCUGUUAACCAUGUCAUGAUAGUUAACUGGUUAACCAUGUCAUGAUAGAUGAUAGUUAAUCGGUUAACCAUGUCAUGAUAGAUGAUAGUUAACGGUUAGCCAUGUCAUGAUAGAUGAUAGUUAACUGGUUAACCAUGUCAUGAUAGAUGAUAGUUAACCAGUUAACUAUGUCAUAUAUUACAAAGAGUGUGAUAAGUGUUAGAAUCUAAGACUUUUUUAAUAAUUUUACAUAAAUUUUGAAGUGAACAUAUCUUACGGUCCAAGUUAUUAAUUUGAUAUUGAGAAUUAAGUAAGAUAAGAGCAACCCCUUGUUGUUUUUUGUAUUGUUUUUUAAAUUAAUUUUACUUGAAUUUCAUAAUCUAAUGGCUUUAUACAGUAAAAUAUUAUAUAAGUUGAGUAUUUUAAGUUUGUGGUAAAAUCCACUGUUUGUUUACUUUGCAUAACCUCAGUAUCUUGUUGAGUUGGCAUGACGAUAAAGUGACAUGCAUAUACUUGUAUAGUCAACACUUUCAACAUAUUCUGUACUUGUUAAUAUUUUCAUGCAGCUUUAUUUAAAUCUUUAAUAUAAGUCUCUGAUAUCUUGACAUUAAAAAAAAUUUCUUUGUAAAAUUUAGUACUUACUUUGUAAACCUAAGAAAAUUAUCUGUUUUGUUGAUUUUAUUCCAAUGAAAUUCAGGUUUUUUUAAUUUGUUUUUAGGGCUUUCAAGAGGAAUAUGUGGGUUAUUUUUUUCUUUAACAGCCUGAAGUCACUGGAUUAGACUAUUGAGAGGUACUCGGGGUUUCUGCUGGCUGGGUUCAUUCCAGUGGUAACUUAAAGUCAAAUCUAGCUGUGUCCAAUAGAUGGAUAAUGUAACUACAAUUUCUCUUUGAUGAAAAUGUAUUAUAAUAAUACUCUGCAGUAUUAAUGUUGAUUCUAAUUAGGUUCUAUUUUUUUUGUU
Molecule: messenger RNA, 3535 nt
Organism: Ruditapes philippinarum (Manila clam)
Lineage: Eukaryota; Metazoa; Mollusca; Bivalvia; Venerida; Veneridae
Product: SH3 and cysteine-rich domain-containing protein 2-like
Exons: 10
Coding region: 859-1950 (363 amino acids)
Biological process (GO): skeletal muscle contraction; positive regulation of protein localization to plasma membrane; positive regulation of voltage-gated calcium channel activity
Cellular component (GO): extrinsic component of cytoplasmic side of plasma membrane
Molecular function (GO): protein binding
Source: RefSeq, a predicted model, not a curated record